AUGAUCGCCUGGAACUGCGCUCCACAGGUGCUGAUCCCAGGUUCGCAGUUCGAGUCGCACCUCUGGCAAGAACUGUCUGCCAUCCUCGGCUGCACCCGCCACCGGACCACCAGCUACCACCCGCAAGCAAACGGACUCGUCGAGCGGGUGCAUCGCCAGCUGAAGGCAGCCCUCCGGGCCCACGGGAACGAACGCUGGACCCGCUCGCUCCCGCUGGUGUUACUCGGCGUCCGUUCAGCCGUCAAGACGGACCUGGACUGCACAGCCGCGGAACUGGUGUACGGCCAGCCACUCCGCCUGCCGGCCGAGUUCCUCGGCGACGCGCCGACCGCCGCCGUCACGGACCCAGCCUCGUACGCCACUGAGCUCCGCCGCUACAUGCGGGACCUGACGCCAGUGGUGCCGCGCGCCUCGGCCACUCACCGGCCGAGCUUCGUGCCGCAGACACUCCGGGACGCGUCUCAUGUGUUCGUUCGACGAGAGGCGCGACCCUCGCUGGCGUGCCCGUACGACGGGCCGUACCGAGUGCAGCAGUGCGGUGACAAAACUGUGCGCAUCUUGCGAAACGGCCGCGAGGAAACAGUGUCCAUCGACCGCGUCAAGCCGGCCUUCGUAGAGCCGCCUGACGCCCCGGCCGCGGCGGCCGACUGCGGCCCCAACAACUGUAUUUGA
This is a messenger RNA of Amphibalanus amphitrite, 672 nucleotides long. RefSeq lists its product as uncharacterized. The record is from RefSeq and is a predicted model, not a curated record. Lineage: Eukaryota; Metazoa; Arthropoda; Thecostraca; Balanomorpha; Balanidae. The transcript is spliced from 3 exons. Bases 1 to 672 code for a protein of 223 amino acids. Gene Ontology annotation, molecular function: nucleic acid binding.